UCCUGUUAGUAGCGUACACAUACGGUGCAGCAAAGAGACAGCGUUAAGUCGAGAUUGUGUCAAGAUUGUUCGCGAUGCCGAAAGAUAUUGCAGCUUAUUUGGACGAACAGCAAAAAAUUAGUUCCGGACAGAUAACACAUAAAUGGACCGAACUAGAGGAACUUUACAACAAAAAAUUAUGGCAUCAACUCACUUUGAAGCUGCAGGACUUUGUAAAAGAACCUAUAUUUAGCAGUGGAGAUGGUUUAAUCAAAUUAUAUGAAAACUUUAUAUCAGAUUUUGAGCAUAGGAUCAAUUCUCUGGCUUUGGUUGAGCUUGUAAUCCAGGUGGUAAAACAGAUGAGUGAUGCAAACCAAGCUGUUGAAUUCCUUGAGAAGAUUAAAGAAAAGAUUAAAAGUAAUGAAGAAGCAAAAAUCUUAGUGUUAACCACCAUUGCCACUUUAAAAUUAAAAAGUGAUAAACUUGAUGAUACAAAGAAAAUCAUAGAAGAAGCUCGAGAACUGCUAGAAGGAUUAGAUGGCGUUACCUCAGUCCAUGGACGUUUCUAUAACUUAUCAAGCUCUUAUUUGCACAUCAUUCACAGCCAUGCUCCAUAUUACAAAGAUGCUUUACGCUUUUUGGGCUGCACUGACAUGGAAGAUAUUCCUGUUGAUGAAAAGCAACAAAGAGCAUACCAGCUGGGUAUUUCUGCCCUCCUUGGAGAUGGUGUUUAUAAUUUUGGAGAAUUGUUGGCUCACCCUAUUGUAAACAGCCUUACUGGUACCAACAGAGAAUGGCUAGUACAACUGUUAUACGCUUUUAAUAGUGGCAACCUUUCUAAAUUUGAUAGCCUAAAGACACAUUGGGCUGCAGUGCCAGAACUUGUGGCAGAAGAAGUUGCUCUUAAACAAAAGAUCCGCCUGCUUUGUCUCAUGGAGAUGACUUUCAGCAGACCAGCAACUAGUCGUCAACUCUCUUUUGCUGACAUUGCCAGAGAAGCUGAUAUACCUUUAUAUGAAGUUGAACCUCUUGUGAUGAAGGCCCUGAGUUUGGGGUUAGUUUGUGGGCAUAUAGAUCAAGUGGACGAGAAAGUUUACAUGACCUGGGUGCAACCAAGAGUGUUGGAUUUGACUCAGAUAUCAACUAUGCAGAAACGCUUGAGUCAAUGGAGUGAUGAUGUCAACCAAAUGGAAAUACUUUUGGAAGACCGAGCUCAUGACAUCCUCACCUGAGCUAUCCUAUUACUUCUGUCAUAUCUUGCUAUUAUUGAACUCAUAGAAAUAAAAACAUCUCAUUUAUACAUUA
Octopus sinensis (East Asian common octopus) is the source of this 1284-nucleotide messenger RNA. Its product is annotated as 26S proteasome non-ATPase regulatory subunit 13. Gene Ontology annotation, molecular function: structural molecule activity. Gene Ontology annotation, biological process: ubiquitin-dependent protein catabolic process. Gene Ontology annotation, cellular component: nucleus; cytosol; proteasome regulatory particle, lid subcomplex. NCBI's taxonomy places the organism in Eukaryota, Metazoa, Mollusca, Cephalopoda, Octopoda, Octopodidae. The transcript has 13 exons. The record is from RefSeq and is a predicted model, not a curated record. The coding region runs from base 75 to 1211 and encodes 378 amino acids.